AUGGAGGCCGAAGGUGAAAAAGCGAAAGCAGUUGGGUGCCCUUCGGAAACGGUGAGUUUGGUGUAAAUAUCAUUGUAGUUUGGAGACACGUGAAUGCAACCGUGCGGUCAUUGACAUUCACAUCAGACAGUACAGAUUUCAGACUCGCAUAUCAUUCUCAGUGAAUACACAUUCAAGUUAACUAUUUAGCCUACGGCACAUCGUUGACCAAAUAUGGAAGACUUUUGCAAUUUAGGCUGUUCACAGCCUAUUUUUCCGUGAGAUCGACGAGAUCAAGGGCUUAUUGUUACGGGCGGCCAUCUUUGUUUCAAAUGAGAUUAUAGCGGUGGGAAAGCGGGGCGGGGUGUGGUGGUGGCAGUGGGGGGGGGGGGGGGUGGUGGUAGUAGGGGUGAGAAAAAGGGAGGGACUGGCUACUGUCGCAACAUCAUUGACAGUCGAAUUCAAGGCCAUUGUUGUUGACUAUGGGUUUAAUUCCAGAUUGCGGACAUGGACAAGUUGUUCACUAGUAGUUAUUUCUAUAAAACACUCUCAUAAAACUUAUUUUCCUACAUUUGUUUUAAUUAUAGCUCUAAUUAUCCAUGAAUUAGGGCUAGGAGACAAAAGAAAUUGUGAAUCAAACUAGGUUUAACCUCCUGUGACACAUAUUAUAAGUCUUAGAUAAUUUUGGCUUAAUUGUUUACCUUUAACCACAGACCACAAGUUUGGAGACAAAGGAGUUUAUUGUCAGACUGCAAAGCUGAGAUGCAAAACCAUGAGUUGACAAUAUAACUCCAAAACUGUAAGGGUGGGAGGGAAUUAGGGUAGUGAAAUGAGCUUGACCGCAGUUCAACUAAAAUAAACUGACUAACACUUGAUGAACACAGUGAGCGCUCUUAUUACAAUGCUUGCGUCAUUAUCAAAAUUAAUUGUCCUUACUGAAAUGAUGAUUGACACAUUUGUUUACCUUUAACCACAGACCACAAAUUUGGAGACAAAGGAGUUGUCAGGCUGCAAAGCUGAGAUACAAAUUAACUAUGAUUUGACAAUAUAACUCGAACACCCAAACCGAAAACGAAAGGUGGUCGGUGGUUACAUGAGAGUAAAAUAUUAAAUACACUUCAACAACAAAAAUAGCUAGUAGUAACAAAAUUAAAGAAAUGUCAAUAAAACGCUAAUUGAUGAAUUUUAGAAGGCACAGAAUUAACCUCACUGUGUUUUUGUGUUGGAGACAUCUCUAAAUAAACUUAGUACACAUCGCUGCUCCAAUCGCCUUGAAGCUUGAUAAGAUCUGCUGGAACGUUACAUGCAAAGGCAAACAAAGCGCUGCCAUGGCAAAAACUAUGUGGAGAAUAAGCACGUGUGUCUAAACCUAAUGCUGUGAUGACCUUGGCUAAAAAUUUAGAAAAAUGAUAAUAAGAAAUAGGUUGCGUUGAUUGAACAGAUGGUGAUCUGACUGAAAAAAGAGAAUCUGAUGGCCCAACCGAAUUGAGACGAAGAUGAUUAAUAACAGCCAUUACCGGACAAAGGGGCGAACCCGAUAUAAUGGGGAGAGGAAUAGAAAGGGCCCGUUGAAGAAACUGAAUCAUCUUAGUAGCGCGAAUGUGUAAAAACACUCCAUUGGGAGAAAUGUGUAAGUCUAAAUGACGAGGAACCUUUUGUAGCGAAAUGAGCUUGACUGCAGUUCACCUAAAAUAAACUGACUAAUUAAUGCUUGACAAACACAAUGCUCUUAUUACAAUGCUUGCAUCAUUAUCACAAUGUUAUUAAUCAUCCUCACUGAGGUGAUGGUUGACAUGUAUUAAUGGCUUUUUUUUUCAGUCCCUUGCAGGGAAAGCAAGCAUUUGUCAAGGAUGUCCAGGGCAAUAUCUUUGCAGUCAGCAAGGUGAAAAGUUAACAAUGUAUACCCUGUAUUUUCUUCAUGUAUUAAUAAACCCUACAUGUACAGUGUAUUUUGAUUAAAGUCGAACCUGUCUAAUAUAGACACCCAAGGGACAGAGCGAAGUGUCCAUGUUAGAGAGGUGUCCGUAUAAAAGAGGUCACUAUGAUGACUUCACUUUUAUGACUCCACUUACAGUUUUAAAUGCUCAGUAGCCUAAACCAGGUGUACAGUCAUUUUUAAACUGCAUUUAAAGUUAUUAAUUCACAGUACAAAUACACCGUCUUUUAGUAGCAUACAACAUUGUACAUCUCAGCAACAGACAAAUUACUGUUAUAAAAUGAAGCGAGCUAAAGCGCAAUGCUGCAUAUAAAAUGUUGUAACGUAAAGCACAAUUCUGAAAAUUCUGUCUUUUGCUAUUUUGCAAGUGCAGUAAACAGUAACUAGAGUAAAAAAUGUAAGAGAAAAGAUCUUUAUGCUAUCUGUAGUCAUUGAAGCGUUCAAAAAGUAGGUUAUGUUCCUCUGCACACCUUUCGCAAAUCGUUGUGUGGUAUACUAUACAGCGACUGGGCUUUAUAUCACCUUGCAUAGCUCAUCAGCCAGACUAGACAGGAUUCACCCUGUGCAGAUUCACCUGAUCGGGAUUCGGGAUGCGGGAUUCGCUUGAUCUCCGCAGUUUCCGUAAUAAAGAGGUUAAGUUUAUAUGAAUUUACUCUCUGGGACCAGGAUUUAGUGUCCGUUGUCCGUAUUAGAGAGAGUCCAUAUUAUAGAGGUUUUUUUAUAGCAAAUAUAUGAGAAUUUUGUCGGGACAUUGGAAACCAUCCGUGAUAAAGAGGUGUCCAUAUUAGAGAGGUGUCCGUACUGAGAGGUUGGACUGUACUCAAAGCUGACCUCAUUUUAAUGCAUGCUGGAUUUUUUGUUUUGUUAUUUUUAUUUGAAAACUGCACUGCUAGAUAAUAAUUAAGAAGCAUGGUUGGCCCCUCUCCUCUAUUUUUCUUGUUGAUGCCAACAGCCCUCAAAUUUUGCUUAAAUCAGAGUGUGUAAUUACCACACCUGUGAGCAGAGCUUGAUUUUGUCUUCCCGAGUAAGGAGGAUAAAAAGAGGCUCUACCUGAAUCACAUCAAAACUUUGAGGUCACCAUAGCCCAAACUUGUGGACUAGUCAAUCCUUCUCUCUCUCUCUCUCGUCAGACUGUUUUUUUUAGUGCGAGCAUCCAUUUAUUAAUAAACCAAUGGUCACAACUGAGCCUGCUGUAGCAAGUGCAUGGUUAUUAGGCCUGAGUUCUAAAUUAUAUGCUAGCAACAUGCUGCGCAUGCUCAACAAAGAUCUUACUUGAUUCAUGCAGAGUCUUUCUUGAGAAUGCAAAAAUAGAGCAAGCAAAAGAAAGGGUCACCUCUUCUGGCAGGGCAGUAUUAGCACAAUAAGGUGGGCAAAAGAGCGUGGGUCAAAAAUCCAGUAAUCAGUGUCUCCAAUAGGGUUCCUCAAUCCUGACAUCCUGACCCAAAUUUUUGCUCAAUCCUGUUAUUGCAAUUACGAUUAUUUUUGACAUAUGCAUCUCAUGCUCGCUUUCAAUCCCUAAUCUCAGCCUCAUCUUAACUUCUUUUUAAAAGAUCCCAAAUCUUAGCCUUCAAUCUCAACCUUCAAAUACAGUAAAAAUGCACAUAUAAGAACCUUAAAUUUAAGAACCUGUGAGUCUAAAAUUUUCAUUUUAAACCCCUUUUUCAUAAGAACCUGUUUAGCCUGAAAUUUUCAAUAGGCUUAUUUUACAAAAACAAAGGCACAGAUGAAAAUACAGCCGAAAAAAAUUAAGGCUAGGUUUCGGUCAGUAUACUGCAGCAUGAGAGACAUGCAUGCUAGUACUUUGGAAAGAUAAGAUUGUAUUCUAGAUAAUUAUUUAAAACAGCAACAUAUUCCAUAUCACAUAUGCCCCGUAUUAGUUAUCUGUGCUGAUCACUGGUGCCCCUAUCAAAUUGAGAACCUAUUUAAGAACCUAAGUAGCCUAAAAUCCCACUAAAUACAUGUACCAUUUCUAUAAGAACCGCUGUUUAGGCUAAGCUGGAAAAAUCUAGGUUCUUAUGCUUGGGUUUUAUUGUAAUUAAUACAAGUCUUGGAUCCAAAAAAUCUUGUGUAACUACCUCUCACAGUAACUAGUAUCAGUAACUACCUCUUAACAUGUAACAGGUGCUGUAGACCCAGAUCAAGAAAUGAUUGAUUUGCGAAUGAAUGCAGUCAAACACAAGAUUCUCAUUUUGUCUGGAAAAGGAGGUAUGGACAAGAAAAAGUAUUAGUGUAUGGUUAGAGGUUGUAAUGAAGGUAGUACAUUUUGUACUGAUCUAUCAAUUUGGUUUUGUUUUAAAAAUAAUUAUUAAUAAAACUAGUAAUAACCAAAGGUUACAGAAUGCAGGUGACAAUAGACUGCGAACAGUCUCUCUUUUUCUUCAGAUUUAGUAUGGGGAGUGCACGCGCUUGCGAGCGUUGAGAGAUGCAAGAAACGAGGGCGGCAGCAGUCACGCCGUAGUCCAUUGGCGUGUCUCAGACGUUUUGCUCGACGGACCAAGAAAAAAGAGAGACUGCUCGUAGUCUAAGGGAACAAUGAUUGAAGGUUGAAACGCUUUUGCUCAAUCACUGCACUUUGCGUAAGUUUGUACGUGACAGACAGUCAAAGAACGCGUGAUCAGAUUAUGAGUGAUAGAGGGUCCAACUCUCUUGAUCAAAUUGCAUUCUGUGCAUUCCAUUCAUUCUUAGUGGAAGUCCAAACAAAUGCUGGCUACAUACGUGUGAUGCAUGCAUAAUAACAGGCUAGAGAUUAGGAAUGCAGCUCCUCUUAUCGCCAGCAAUUAAUUACCUUUUUGGGGAUGGAUGGGGUGGUACAUGGGGCGCUUAUACUAUUUACACAAGUCAUCCGAAUGGACAUCUUCUGCAUAAACAAAAUUAUAAAAUUGAAUGUGGUUAGAGAAGGACUUAGUACAAAGUAUACAGUACCCAAAUGAUGCCUGGACAGACUACUACAUCGCCUUGAAUCACAGCCCAUAUUUUCUGAAAUAUUUGAAAUAGAAUGGUGCGAACCUUUUGAUUUCCAACGGAAAUUUCCAGUUUUCCCAUGUAAAAACUUAAUGGUACAUGUCAGUACAUGUAGCACUACUGUUCAUAGUAAAUUUUUUAUCAUUAUUAUUAUUAAUAUUAUUGUAGCAUUAUUGUACUCCCUAGCUUGCUUCUUUAGUCUCUCAAGCACCUAGCCCAACAGUAAGAAUAGCGACAACAGCAACAACACUGACAACAGCGAUAACAGUAGCAACAGCGACAAAAGCUACAACAGUGACAACAGUAUCAAGAGUGACAACACUGACAAACUCAACAACAGCGAAACCAGUGAACAAAGUGACAACCAUGACAACACUGACAACACUGACCACAGUGACAACAGUGACAACAGUGACAACAACAACAGCAACAACAGCGAAACCAGUAAACACAGUGACAACCAUGACAACACUGACAACACUGACUACAGUAACAACAGUGACAACAGUGACAACAAUGACAACGGCAACAACAGUGACAAAACUGACAACAGCGACAACAAUGAUAACACUGACAACAGUGACAACAGCCACAACAGUGACAACACUGACAACACUGACAACACUGAUUACAGUGACAACAGUGACAACACUGACAACAGCAACAACAGUGAAACCAGUAAACACAGUGACAACCAUGACAACACUGACAACACUGACUACAGUGACAACAGUGACAACAAUGACAACGGCAACAACAGUGACAAAACUGACAAAAGCGACACUGAUAACACUGACAACACUGACAACAGUGACAACAGCGACAGCGGUGACAACAGUCACAACAGUGACAACACUGAUAACACUGACAACACUGACUACAGCGACAACACUGAUAACACUGACAACACUGACAACAGUGACAACAGCGACAACGGUGACAACAGUCACAACAGAAAAAAUGGUGACAACGGUGACCACACCGGCAAGUGACAACAGUGACAACGGUGACAACGGUGACAAUGGUGACGACUGUGACAACGAUGACAACAGUGACAACGGUGACAACAGUGACAACAGUGACAUCGGUGACAUCGGUGACGACUGUGACAACGAUGACAACGAUGACAACUGUGACAACACUGACAACGGUGACAACUGUGACAACAGUGACAAAUUUGACAACGGUGACAACUGUGACAACAGUGAAAAAUUUGACAACGGUGACAACAGUGACAACGGUGACAACGGUGACAACUGUGACAACAGUUACAACGGUGACAACAGCAACAACAGUGACAACAGUGACAACGGUGACAACGCUGACAAAGUGACAACGGUGACAACAGUGACAAUGGUGACGACUGUGACAACGAUGACAACUGUGACAACACUGACAAUGGUGACAACUGUGACAACAGCAACAACGAUGACAACGAUGACAACUUUGACAACACUGACAACGGUGACAACUGUGACAACAGUCAGUGUGACAACGGUGACAACAGUGACAACGGUGACGACUGUGACAACUGUGACAACAGUGACAACGGUGACAACAGUGACAACGGUGACAACCGUGACAAUGGUGACAAAAGCAACAAUAGUGACAACAUUAACAACGGUGACAACAGUGACGUCGGUGACGACUGUGACAAUGAUGACAAUGAUGACAACUGUAACAACAUUGACAACGGUGACAACAGUGACAACGGUGGCAACAGUGACAACGGUGACAACAGUGACAAUGGCGACAAAAGUGACCACUGUGAGAAUGGUGACAACAGUGACAACGGUGACAUUGGUGACAACAGUGACAACGGUGACGACUGUGACGACUGUGACAAAGAUGACAACUGUGACAUCAAUGACAACAGUGACAACUUUGACAACAACGACAACGGUGACAACAGUUACAAAUGUGACAACGGUGACAACGGUGACAACGGUGACAACGGUGACAACUGUCACAACUGUGACAACAGUGAAAACGGUGACAACAGUGACAACAGUGACGACAGUGACAAUGGUGACAGUGACAGUGACAACAAUGACAAUGAUGACAACUGUGACAACACUGACAAUGGUGACAACUGUGACAACAGCGACAACGAUGACAACGAUGACAACUUUGACCACACUGACAACGGUGACAACUGUGACAACAGCGACAACUGUGACAACAGUGACAAAUGUGACAACGGUGACAACGGUGACGACUGUGACAACUGUGACAACAGUGACAACGGUGACAACAGUAACAACGGUGACAACAGUGACAACGGUGACAACGGUGACGACUGUGACAACUGUGACAACAGUGACAACGGUGACGACUGUGACAACGGUGACAACAGUGACAACGGUGACAACAGUGACAACAGUGACAACAGUGACAACGGUGACAAUGGUGACAACGGUGACAACAGUAACAAUGGUGAAAACAGUGACAACGGUGACAAUGGUGACAACAGUGACAACUGUGAAUACGGGGACAACAGUGACAAUGGUAAUGACUGUGACAACGAUGACAACGAUGACAACGAUGACAAGUUGACAACACUGACAACAGUGACAACAGCGACAACGGUGACAAAAGGGACAAAUGUGACAACAGUGACAACAGUGACAGCGGUGACGACUGUGACAACAGUGACAACGGUGACGACUAUGACAACAGUGACAACAGUGGCAACGGUGACAACGGUGACAACCCUGACAACGGUGACAUAGGGAACAAUAGUGACAACAUUGACAACAGUGACAACAGUCACAACGGUGACAACGGUGACAACAGUGACAAUGGUGACACCAGUGACAACAGUGACAACGGUGACAACGGUGACGACUGUGACAACUCUGACAACAGUGACGACUGUGACAACAGUUACAACAGUGACCACGGUGACAACAGUCACAACGAUGACAACUGUGACAACUGUGACAACUGUGACAACUGUUACAACAGUGACAACGGUGACGACUGUGACAACAGAGACAACAGUGACAACGGUGACAACAGUGACAACGGUGACAACUGUGACAGCAGUGACAACGGUGACGACUGUGACAACAGAGACAACAAUGACGACUGUGACAACAGAGACAACAGUGACAACGGUGACAACAGUGUACAACGGUGACAACAGUGACAACGGUGACAACAGUGACAACGGUGACAACGGUGACAACUGUGACAACUGUGACAACAGUGACAACGGUGACGACUGUGACAACGGUGACAACAGUGACAACGGUGACAACAGUGACAACGGCGACAACAGUGACAACGGUGACAAUGGUGACAACGGUGACAACAGUAACAAUGGUGAAAACAGUGACAACGGUGACAAUGGUGACAACAGUGACAACGGUGAAUACGGGGACAACAGUGACAAUGGUAAUGACUGUGACAACGAUGACAACGAUGACAACGAUGACAAGUUUGACAACACUGACAACAGUGACAACAGCGACAACGGUGACACCAGGGACAAAUGUGACAACAGUGACAACAGUGACAACGGUGACGACUGUGACAACAGUGACAACGGUGACAACUAUGACAACAGUGACAACAGUGGCAACGGUGACAACGGUGACAACCCUGACAACGGUGACAUAGGGAAUAGUGACAACAUUGACAACAGUGACAACAGUCACAACGGUGACAACGGUGACAACAGUGACAAUGGUGACACCAGUGACAACGUUGACAACGGUGACAACGGUGACGACUGUGACAACUCUGACAACAGUGACGACUGUGACAACAGUUACAACAGUGACCACGGUGACAACAGUGACAACGGUGACAACUGUGACAACUGUGACAACUGUGACAACUUUACAAAGUGACAACGGUGACGACUGUGACAACAGAGACAACAGUGACAACGGUGACAACAGUGACAACGGUGACAACUGUGACAACAGUGACAACGGUGACGACUGUGACAACAGAGACAACAGUGACGACUGUGACAUCAGAGACAACAGUGACAACGGUGAAAACAGUGUACAACGGUGACAACCGUGACAACGGUGACAACAGCAACAAUAGUGACAACAUUGACAAUGGUGACAACAGUGACAUCGGUGACAACAGUGACAAUGGUGACAACAGUGACAACGAUGACGACGGUGACGACUGUGACAAUGAUGACAAUGAUGACAACUGUAACAACAUUGACAACGGUGACAACUGUGACAACAGUGACAACGGUGACAACAGUGACAACGGUGACAACCGUGACAACGUGACAACAGCAACAAUAGUGACAACAUUGACAAUGGUGACAACAGUGACAACGGUGACAACAGUGACAAUGGUGACAACAGUGACAACGGUGACGACGGUGACGACUGUGACAAUGAUGACAAUGAUGACAACUGUAACAACAUUGACAACGGUGACAACUGUGACAACAGUGAGAACGGUGACAACAGUGACAACGUUGACAACAGUGACAACAGUGACAUCGGCGACAACAGUGACAACGGUGAUGACUGUGACGACUGUAACAACAAUGACAACUGUGACAACACUGACAACGGUGACAACAGUGACAAAUGUGACAACGGUGACAAGAGUGACAAGAGUGACAAAGGUGACAACGGUGACGACUGUGACAACUGUGACAACAGUGACAACGGUGACAACAGUGACAACGGUGAAAACGGUGACAACAGUGACAAAGGUGACAACUGUGACAACAGUUACAACGGUGACCACAGCAACAGCAGUGACAACGGUGACAACAGUGACAAAUGUGACAACGGUGACAACAGUGACAAGAGUGACAAAGGUGACAACGGUGACAACUGUGACAACUGUGACAACAGUGACAACGGUGACAACAGUGACAACGGUGAAAACGGUGACAACAGUGACAACGGUGACAACUGUGACAACAGUUACAACGGUGACAACAGCAACAGCAGUGACAACAGUGACAACGGUGACAACGGUGAAAACAGUGACAACGGUGAGAACGAUGACAACGGUGACAACAGUGACAACAGUGACGACAGUGACAAUGGUGACGACUGUGACAACAAUGACAAUGAUGACAACUGUGACAACACUGACAAUGGUGACAACUGUGAGAACAGCGACAACGAUGACAAUGAUGACAACUUUGACCACACUGACAACGGUGACAACUGUGACAACAGCGACAACUGUGACAACAGUGACAAAUGUGACAACGGUGACAACGGUGACAACGGUGACGACUGUGACAACUCUGACAACAGUGAUGACUGUGAGAACAGUGAGAACAGUGACAACAGUGACAACGGUGACAACAGUGACAACGGUGACGACUGUGACAACUGUGACAACAGUGACAACGGUGACAACAGUGAAAACGGGGACAACAGUGACAACGGUGACAACGGUGACGACUGUGACAACUCUGACAACAGUGACAACGGUCACGACUGUGACAACGGUGACAACAGUGACAACGGUGACAACAGUGACAACGGUGACAACAGUGACAACGGUGACAAUGGUGACAACGGUGACAACAGUAACAAUGGUGAAAACAGUGACAACGGUGACAAUGGUGACAACAGUGACAACGGUGAAUACGGGGACAACGGUGACAAUGGUAAUGACUGUGACAACGAUGACAACGAUGACAACGAUGACAAGUUUGACAACACUGACAACAGUGACAACAGCGACAACGGUGACAACAGUUACAACAAUGACAACAGCAACAGCAGUGACAACAGUGACAACGGUGACAACGGUGACAACAGUGACAACGGUGACAACGGUGACAACGGUGACAACAGUGACAACAGUGACGACAGUGACAAUGGUGACAUAGGGAACAAUAGUGACAACAUUGACAACAGUGACAACAGUCACAACGGUGACAACGGUGACAACAGUGACAAUGGUGACACCAGUGACAACGGUGACAACGGUGACAACGACUGUAACAACUCUGACAACAAUGACGACUGUGACAACAGUUACAACAGUGACCACGGUGACAACAGUGACAACGGUGAGAACUGUGACAACUGUGACAACUGUGACAACAGUGACAACCGUGACGACUGUGACAACAGAGACAACAGUGACAACGGUGACAACAGUGACAACGGUGACAACUGUGACAACUGUGACAACAGUGACAACGGUGACGACUGUGACAACAGAGACAACAGUGACGACUGUGACAUCAGAGACAACAGUGACAACGGUGACAACAGUGUACAACGGUGACAACCGUGACAACGGUGACAACAGCAACAAUAGUGACAACAUUGACAAUGGUGACAACAGUGACAACGAUGACGACGGUGACGACUGUGACAAUGAUGACAAUGAUGAGAACUAUAACAACAUUGACAACGGUGACAACUGUGACAACAGUGACAACGGUGAGAACAGUGACAACGGUGACAACCGUGACAACGUGACAACAGCAACAAUAGUGACAGACGACUGUGACAACAGUGACAACACUGACAACGGUGACAACAGUGACAGCGGUGACAACCGUGACAACGGUAACAACAGCAACAACGACGGUGACGACUGUGACAAUGAUGACAAUGAGGACAACUGUAACAACGGUGACAACAGUGACAAUGGUGACGACAGUGACAAUGGUGACGACGGUGACGACUGUGACAAUGAUGACAAUGAUGACAACUGUAACAACAUUGACAACGGUGACAACAGUAACAACGGUGACAAAAGUGACCACUGUGACAAUUGUGACAACAGUGACAACAGUGACAACGGUGACAACAGUGACAACAGUGACAUCGGUGAAAACAGUGACAACGGUGGCCACUGUGACGACUGUGACAACGAUGACAACUGUGACAAUACUGACAACGUUGACAACUGUGACAACAGCGACAAUGGUGAGAACAGUGACAAAUGUGACAACGGUGACAACAGUGGCAAUGGUGACAACGGUGACAACGGUGACAACAGUGACAAUGGUGACAACAGUGACAACGAUGACGACGGUGACGACUGUGACAAUGAUGACAAUGAUGACAACGGUGACAACUGUGACAACAGUGACAACUGUGACAACAGUGACAACGGUGACAACCGUGACAACGUGACAACAGCAACAAUAGUGACAACAUUGACAAUGGUGACAACAGUGACAACGGUGACAACGGUGACAACAGUGACAAUGGUGACAACAGUGACAACGGUGACAACGGUGACAACGGUGACGACUGUGACAAUGAUGACAAUGAUGACAACUGUAACAACAUUGACAACGGUGACAACUGUGACAACAGUGACAACGAUGACAACAGUGACAACGGUGACAACAGUGACAACGGUGACAACAGUGACAUCGGCGACAACAGUGACAACGGUGACGACUGUGACGACUGUAACAACGAUGACAACUGUGACAACACUGACAACGGUGACAACUGUGACAACAGCGACAACGGUGACAACAGUGACAACGGUGACAACGGUGACAACAGUGACAACGGUGACAACUGUGACAACAGUUACAACGGUGACAACGUUGACAACAGUGACAACGGUGAGAACAGUGACGACUGUGACAACGAUGACAACUGUGACAACACUGACAAUGGUGACAACAGUGACAACGGUGACAACAGUGACAAUGGUGACAACAGUGACAACGAUGACGACGGUGACGACUGUGACAAUGAUGACAAUGAUGACAACGGUGACAACUGUGACAACUGUGACAACAGUGACAACGGUGACAACCGUGACAACGUGACAACAGCAACAAUAGUGACAACAUUGACAAUGGUGACAACAGUGACAACGGUGACAACGGUGACAACAGUGACAAUGGUGACAACAGUGACAACGGUGACAACGGUGACGACUGUGACAAUGAUGACAAUGAUGACAACUGUAACAACAUUGACAACGGUGACAACUGUGACAACAGUGACAACGGUGACAACAGUGACAACGGUGACAACAGUGACAACGGUGACAACAGUGACAACGGUGACAAAAGUGACAACGGUGACGACUGUGACGAAUGUGACAACGAUGACAACUGUGACAUCACUGACAACGGUGACAACUUUGACAACAGCGACAACGUUGACAACAGUUACAAAUGUGACAACGGUGACAAGAGUGACAACGGUGACAACGGUGACGACUGUGACAACUGUGACAACAGUGACAACGGUGACAACAGUGACAACGGUGACAACGGUGACAACAGUGACAACGGUGACAACUGUGACAACUGUUACAACGGUGACAACAGCAACAACAGUGACAACAGUGACAACGGUGACAACGCCGACAACAGUGACAACGGUGACAACAGUGACAAUGGUGAUGACUGUGACAACGAUGACAACUGUGAGAACACUGACAAUGGUGACAACUGUGACAACAGCGAUAACGAUGACAACGAUGACAACUUUGACAACGGUGACAACUGUGACAACAGCGACAACGGUGACAACAGUGACAACGGUGACAACGGUGACGACUGUGACAACUGUGACAACAGUGACAACGGUGACGACUGUGACAACAGUGAUAACAGUGACAACGGUGACAACAGUGACAGCGGUGACAACAGUGACAACGGUGACAAUGGUGACAACAGUGACAAUGGUGACAACAGUGACAACGGUGACGACGGUGACGACUGUGAUAAUGAUGACAAUGAUGACAACUGUAACAACAUUGACAACGGUGACAACUGUGACAACAGUGACAACGGUGACAACAGCAACAAUAGUGACAACAUUGACAUUGGUGACAACAGUGACAACGGUGACAACAGUGACAAUGGUGACAACAGUGACAACGGUGACGACGAUGACGACUGUGACAAUGAUGACAAUGAUGACAACUGUAACAACAUUUUCAACGGUGACAACUGUGACAACAGUGACAACGGUGACAACUGUGACAACAGUGACAACGGUGAGGACUGUGACGACUUUAACAACGAUGACAACUGUGAGAACACUGACAACGGUGACAACUGUGACAACCGCGACAACGGUGACAACAGUGACAAAUGUGACAACGGUGACAACGGUGACAACGGUGACAACGGUGACAACGGUGAGGACUGUGACAACUGUGACAACAGUGACAACGGUGACGACUGUGACAACAGUGAUAACAGUGACAACAGUGACAGCGGUGACAACAGUGACAACGGUGACAAUGGUGACAACAGUGACAAUGGUGACAACAGUGACAACGGUGACGACGGUGACGCCUGUGACAAUGAUGACAAUGAUGACAACUGUAACAACAUUGACAACGGUGACAACUGUGACAACAGUGACAACGGUGACAACCGUGACAACGGUGACAACAGCAACAAUAGUGACAACAUUGACAUUGGUGACAACAGUGACAACGGUGACAACGGUGACAACGGUGACAAUGGUGACAACAGUGACAACGGUGACGACGGUGACGACUGUGACAAUGAUGACAAUGAUGACAACUGUAACAACAUUGACAACGGUGACAACUGUGACAACAGUGACAACGGUGACAACAGUGACAAUGGUGAUAACAGUGACAACAUUGACAACAGUGACAUCGGUGACGGUGACAACAGUGACAAAUGUGACAACGGUGAGAAGAGUGACAACUGUGACAACACUGACAAUGGUGACAACUGUGACAACAGCGACAACGAUGACAACGAUGACAACUUUGACAACACUGACAACGGUAACAACAGCAACAAUAGUGACAACAUUGAACGUGGUGACAACAGUGAGAACGGUGACAACGGUGACAACAGUGACAAUGGUGACAACAGUGAUGUCGGUGACGACUGUGACAAUGAUGACAAUGAUGACAACUGUAACAACAUUGACAACUGUGACAACAGUGACAACGGUGACAAAAGUGACCACUGUGACAAUGGUGACAACAGUGACAACAGUGACAUGUGUGAAAACAGUGACAACGGUGACAUUGGUGACAACAGUGACAACGGUGACGACUGUGACGACUGUGACAAAGAUGACAACUGUGACAUCACUGACAACAGUGACAACUUUGACAACAACGACAACGGUGACAACAGUUACAAAUGUGACAACUGUGACAACGGUGAGAACGGUGACAACUGUGACAACUGUGACAACAGUGACAACGGUGACAACAGUGACAACGGUGACAACUGUGACAACAGUUACAGCGGUGACAACAGCAACAGUAGUGACAACGGUGACAACGGUGACAACGGUGACAACGGUGACAACAGUGACAACAGCGACAACAGUGACAAUGGUGACGACUGUGACAACAAUGACAACGAUGACAACUGUGACAACACUGACAAUGGUGACAACUGUGACAACAGCGACAACGAUGACAACGAUGACAACUUUGAUCACACUGACAACGGUGACAACUGUGACAAUAGUGACAAAUGUGACAACGGUGACAACGGUGACGACUGUGACAACUCUGACAACAGUGAUGACUGUGAGAACAGUGACAACAGUGACAACGGUGACAACAGUGACAACGGUGACGACUCUGACAACAGUGACAAUGGUGACAACAGUGACGUCGUUGACGACUGUGACAAUGAUGACAAUGAUGACAACUGUAACAACAUUGACAACUGUGACAACAGUGACAACGGUGACAACAGUGAUAACGGUGACAACAGUAACAACGGUGACAAAAGUGACCACUGUGACAAUGGUGACAACAGUGACAACAGUGACAUGUGUGAAAACAGUGACAACGGUUACAUUGGUGACAACAGUGAGAACGGUGACGACUGUGACGACUGUGACAAAGAUGACAACUGUGACAUUACUGACAACAGUGACAACUUUGACAACAACGACAACGGUGACAAGAGUUACAAAUGUGACAACGGUGACAACGGUGACAACGGUGACAACGGUGACAACUGUGACAACAGUGACAACGGUGACAACAGUGACAACGGUGACAACUGUGACAACAGUUACAACGGUGACAACAGCAACAGCAGUGACAACAGUGAGAACGGUGACAACAGUGACAACAGUGAGAACGGUGACAACGGUGACAACAGUGACAAUUGUGACGACUGUGACAACAAUGACAACGAUGACAACUGCGACAACACUGACAAUGCUGACAACUGUGACAACGAUGACAACGAUUAAACCUUUGACCACACUGACAACGGUGACAACUGUGACAACAGCGACAACUGUGACAACAGUGACAAAUGUGACAACGGUGACAACGGUGACAACGGUGACAACGGUGACGACUGUGACAACUCUGACAACAGUGAUGACUGUGAGAACAGUGACAACGGUGAGAAAAGUGACAACGAUGACAGCAGUGACAACGGUGACGACUCUGACAACAGUGACAACGGUGACAACAGCAACAAUAGUGACAACAUUGACAAUGGUGACAACGGUGACAACGGUGACGACUGUGACAACUCUGACAACAGUGAUGACUGUGAGAACAGUGACAACGGUGAGAAAAGUGACAACGAUGACAGCAGUGACAACGGUGACAACGGUGACGACUGUGACAACUGUGACAACAGUGACAACGGUGACGACUCUGACAACAGUGACAACGGUGACAACAGCAACAAUAGUGACAACAUUGACAAUGGUGACAACAGUGACAACGGUGACAAUGGUGAGAACGGUGACAACAGUAACAAUGGUGAAAACAGUGACAACGGUGACAACAGUGACAACGGUGAAUACGGGGACAACAGUGACAAUGGUAAUGACUGUGACAACGAUGACAACGAUGACAAGUUUGACAACAUUGACAACAGCGACAACAGCGACAAUGGUGACAACAGGGACAAAUGUGACAACAGUGACAACAGUGACAACGGUGACGACUGUGACAACAGUGACAACGGUGACGACUAUGACAACAGUGACAACAGUGGCAACGGUGACAACGGUGACAACCGUGACAACGGUGACAUCAGCAACAAUAGUGACAACAUUGACAACAGUGACAGCCGUCACAACAGUGACAACGGUGACAACAGUGACAAUGGUGACGACAGUGACAAUGGUGACGACGGUGACGACUGUGACAAUGAUGACAAUGAUGACAACUGUAGCAACGGUGACAACAGUGACAACGGUGACAACGGUGACAACGGUGACAACAGUGACAACAGCGACAACAGUGACAACAGUGACAUCGGUGAAAACAGUGCCAACGGUGGCCACUGUGACGACUGUGACAACGAUGACAACGAUGACAACUGUGACAAUACUGACAACGUUGACAACUGUGACAACAGCGACAAUGGUGAGAACAGUGACAAAUGUGACAACGGUGACAACAGUGGCAAUGGUGACAACGGUGACGACUGUGACAACUGUGACAACAGUGACAACGGUGACAACGGUGACAACGGUGACAACAGUGACAACGGUGACAACUGUGACAACAGUUACAACGGUGACAACGUUGACAACAGUGACAACGGUGACAACAGUGACGACUGUGACAACGAUGACAACUGUGACAACACUGACAAUGGUGACAACAGUGACAACGGUGCCAACAGUGACAAUGGUGACAACAGUGACAACGAUGACGAUGGUGACGACUGUGACAAUGAUGACAAUGAUGACAACGGUGACAGCUGUGACAACAGUGACAACUGUGACAACAGUGACAACGGUGACAACCGUGACAACGUGACAACAGCAACAAUAGUGACAACAUUGAGAAUGGUAAACAACAGUGACAACGGUGACAACGGUGACAACAGUGACAAUGGUGACAACAGUGACAACGGUGACAACGGUGACGACUGUGACAAUGAUGACAAUGAUGACAACUGUAACAACAUUGACAACGUUGACAACUGUGACAACAGUGACAACGAUGACAACAGUGACAACGGUGACAACAGUGACAACGGUGACAACAGUGACAACAGUGACAAUGGUGACGACUGUGACAACAAUGACAACGAUGACAACUGUGACGACUGUAACAACGAUGACAACUGUGACAACACUGACAACGGUGACAACUGUGACAACAGCGACAACGGUGACAACAGUGACAAAUGUGACAACGGUGACAAGAGUGACAACGGUGACAACGGUGACGACUGUGACAACUGUGACAACAGUGACAACGGUGACAACAGUGACAACGGUGACAACGGUGACAACAGUGACAACGGUGACAACUGUGACAACUGUUACAACGGUGACAACAGCAACAACAGUGACAACAGUGACAACGGUGACAACGCCGACAACGGUGACAACGGUGACAACAGUGACAAUGGUGAUGACUGUGACAACGAUGACAACUGUGAGAACACUGACAAUGGUGACAACUGUGACAACAGCGAUAACGAUGACAACGAUGACAACUUUGACAACGGUGACAACUGUGACAACAGCGACAACGGUGACAGCAGUGACAACGGUGACAACGGUGACGACUGUGACAACUGUGACAACAGUGACAACGGUGACGACUGUGACAACAGUGAUAACAGUGACAACGGUGACAACAGUGACAGCGGUGACAACAGUGACAACGGUGACAAUGGUGACAACAGUGACAAUGGUGACAACAGUGACAACGGUGACGACGGUGACGACUGUGACAAUGAUGACAAUGAUGACAACUGUAACAACAUUGACAACGGUGACAACUGUGACAACAGUGACAACGGUGACAACCGUGACAACGGUGACAACAGCAACAAUAGUGACAACAUUGACAUUGGUGACAACAGUGACAACGGUGACAACGGUGACAACAGUGACAAUGGUGACAACAGUGACAACGUUGAUGACGGUGACGACUGUGACAAUGAUGACAAUGAUGACAACUGUAACAACAUUGACAACGGUGACAACUGUGACAACAGUGACAACUGUGACAACUGUGACAACGGUGAUAACAGUGACAACAUUGACAACAGUGACAUCGGUGACAACAGUGACAACGGUGACGACUGUGACGACUCUAACAACGAUGACAACUGUGAGAACACUGACAACGGUGACAAUUGUGACAACCGCGACAACGGUGACAACAGUGACAAAUGUGACAACGGUGACAAGAGUGACAACGGUGACAACGGUGACGACUGUGACAACUGUGACAACCGUGACAACGGUGACAACAGUGACAACGGUGACAACGGUGACAACAGUGACAACGGUGACAACUGUGACAACUGUGACAACGGUGACAACAGCGACAACAGUGACAACAGUGACAACGGUGACAACGCUGACAACAGUGACAACGGUGACAACAGUGACAAUGGUGACGACUGUGACAACGAUGACAACUGUGAGAACACUGACAAUGGUGACAACUGUGACAACAGCGAUAACGAUGACAACGAUGACAACUUUGACAACGGUGACAACUGUGACAACAGCGACAACGGUGAAAACAGUGACAACGGUGACAACGGUGACGACUGUGACAACUGUGACAACAGUGACAACGGUGACGACUGUGACAACAGUGAUAACAGUGACAACGGUGACAACAGUGACAGCGGUGAGAACAGUGACAACGGUGACAAUGGUGACAACAGUGACAACGGUGACGACGGUGACGCCUGUGACAAUGAUGACAAUGAUGACAACUGUAACGGUGACAACUGUGACAACAGUGACAACGGUGACAACCGUGACAACGGUGACAACAGCAACAAUAGUGACAACAUUGACAUUGGUGACAACAGUGACAACGGUGACAACGGUGACAAUGGUGACAACAGUGACAACGGUGACGACGGUGACGACUGUGACAAUGAUGACAAUGAUGACAACUGUAACAACAUUGACAACGGUGACAACUGUGACAACAGUGACAACGGUGACAACAGUGACAACGGUGAUAACAGUGACAACAUUGACAACAGUGACAUCGGUGACAACAGUGACAACGGUGACGACUGUGACGACUGUAACAACGAUGACAACUGUGAAAACACUGACAACGGUGACAACUGUGACAACAGCGACAACGGUGACAACAGUGACAACAGUGACAAAUGUGACAACGGUGAGAAGAGUGACAACUGUGACAACACUGACAAUGGUGACAACUGUGACAACAGCGACAACGAUGACAACGAUGACAACUUUGACAACACUGACAACGGUAACAACAGCAACAAUAGUGACAACAUUGACAGUGGUGACAACAGUGAGAACGGUGACAACGGUGACAACAGUGACAAUGGUGACAACAGUGAUGUCGGUGACGACUGUGACAAUGAUGACAAUGAUGACAAAUGUAACAACAUUGACAACUGUGACAACAGUGACAACGGUGACAAAAGUGACCACUGUGACAAUGGUGACAACAGUGACAACAGUGACAUGUGUGAAAACAGUGACAACGGUGACAUUGGGGACAACAGUGACAACGGUGACGACUGUGACAAAGAUGACAACUGUGACAUCACUGACAACAGUGACAACUUUGACAACAACGACAACGGUGACAACAGUUAAAAAUUUGACAACUGUGACAACGGUGACAACGGUGACAACGGUGACAACUGUGAGAACAGUGACAACGGUGACAACAGUGACAACGGUGACAACUGUGACAACAGUUACAGCGGUGACAACAGCAACAGUAGUGACAACGGUGACAACGGUGACAACGGUGACAACGGUGACAACAGUGACAACAGCGACAACAGUGACAAUGGUGACGACUGUGACAACAAUGACAACGAUGACAACUGUGACAACACUGACAAUGGUGACAACUGUGACAACAGCGACAACGAUGACAACGAUGACAACUUUGAUUACACUGACAACGGUGACAACUGUGACAAUAGUGACAAAUGUGACAACGGUGACAACGGUGACGACUGUGACAACUCUGACAACAGUGAUGACUGUGAGAACAGUGACAACAGUGACAACGGUGACGACUCUGACAACAGUGACAAUGGUGACAACAGUGACGUCGUUGACGACUGUGACAAUGAUGACAAUGAUGACAACUGUAACAACAUUGACAACUGUGACAACAGUGACAACGGUGACAACAGUGAUAACGGUGACAACAGUAACAACGGUGACAAAAGUGACCACUGUGACAAUGGUGACAACAGUGACAACAGUGACAUGUGUGAAAACAGUGACAACGGUUACAUUGGUGACAACAGUGAGAACGGUGACGACUGUGAUGACUGUGACAAAGAUGACAAGUGUGACAUCACUGACAUUAGUGACAACUUUGACAACAACGACAACUGUGACAACAGUUAAAAAUGUGACAACGGUGACAACGGUGACAACUGUGACAACUGUGACAACAGUGACAACGGUGACAACAGUGACAACGGUGACAACUGUGACAACAGUUACAACGGUGACAACAGCAACAGCAGUGACAACAGUGACAACGGUGACAACAGUGACAACAGUGAGAACGGUGACAACGGUGACAACAGUGACAAUGGUGACGACUGUGACAACAAUGACAACGAUGACAACUGUGACAACAGUGACAAUGCUGACAACUGUGACAACGAUGACAACGAUUAAACAUUUGACCACACUGACAACGGUGACAACUGUGACAACAGCGACAACUGUGACAACAGUGACAAAUGUGACAACGGUGACAACGGUGACAGCGGUGACAACUGUGACAACUCUGACAACAGUGAUGACUGUGAGAACAGUGACAACGGUGAGAAAAGUGACAACGAUGACAGCAGUGACAACGGUGACAACGGUGACGACUGUGACAACUGUGACAACAGUGACAACGGUGACGACUCUGACAACAGUGACAACGGUGACAACAGUGACAACGGUGACAACGGUGACAACAGCAACAAUAGUGACAACAUUGACAAUGGUGACAACAGUGACAACGGUGACAAUGGUGACAACGGUGACAACAGUAUCAAUGGUGAAAACAGUGACAACGGUGACAACAGUGACAACGGUGAAUACGGGGACAACAGUGACAAUGGUAAUGACUGUGAGAACGAUGACAACGAUGACAAGUUUGACAACAUUGACAACAGUGACAACAGCGACAAUGGUGACAACAGGGACAAAUGUGAGAACCGUGACAACAGUGACAACGGUGACGACUGUGACAACAGUGACAACGGUGACGACUAUGACAACAGUGACAACAGUGGCAAUGGUGAAAACGGUGACAACCGUGACAACGGUGACAUCAGCAACAAUAGUGACAACAUUGACAACAGUGACAACCGUCACAACGGUGACAACGGUGACAACAGUGACAAUGGUGACGACAGUCACAAUGGUGACGACGGUGACGACUGUGACAAUGAUGACAAUGAUGACAACUGUAGCAACGGUGACAACAGUGACAAUGGUGACGACAGUGACAAUGGUGACGACGGUGACGACUGUGACAAUGAUGACAAUGAUGACAACAGUAACAACGGUGACAAAAGUGACCACUGUGACAAUUGUGACAACAGUGACAACAGUGACAACGGUGACAACAGUGACAACAGUGACAACAGUGACAUCGGUGACAACAGUGACAACGGUGGCCACUGUGACGACUGUGACAACGAUGACAACGAUGACAACUGUGACAAUACUGACAACGUUGACAACUGUGACAACAGCGACAACGGUGAGAACAGUGACAAAUGUGACAACGGUGACAACGGUGACAACGGUGACAACAGUGACAACAGUUACAACGGUGACAACGUUGACAACAGUGACAAUGGUGACAACAGUGACGACUGUGACAACGAUGACAACUGUGACAACACUGACAAUGGUGACAACAGUGACAACCGUGACAACAGUGACAAUGGUGACAACAGUGACAACGAUGACGACGGUGACGAGUGUGACAAUGAUGACAAUGAUGACAACGGUGACAACUGUGACAACAGUGAAAACUGUGACAACAGUGACAACGGUGACAACCGUGACAACGUGACAACAGCAACAAUAGUGACAACAUUGACAAUGGUGACAACAGUGACAACGGUGACAACGGUGACAACAGUGACAAUGGUGACAACAGUGACAAUGGUGACAACGGUGACGACUGUGACAAUGAUGACAAUGAUGACAACUGUAGCAACAUUGACAACGGUGACAACUGUGACAACAGUGACAACGAUGACAACAGUGACAACGGUGACAACAGUGACAACGGUGACAACAGCAACAAUAGUGACAACAUUGACAAUGGUGACAACAGUGACAACGGUGACAAUGGUGACAACGGUGACAACAGUAACAAUGGUGAAACAGUGAUAACGGUGACAACAGUGACAACGGUGAAUACGGGGACAACAGUGACAAUGGUAAUGACUGUGAGAACGAUGACAACGAUGACAAGUUUGACAACAUUGACAACAGUGACAACAGCGACAAUGGUGACAACAGGGACAAAUGCGACAACAGUGACAACAGUGACAACGGUGACGACUGUGACAACAGUGACAACGGUGACGACUAUGACAACAGUGACAACAGUGGCAACGGUGACAACGGUGACAACCGUGACAACGGUGACAUCAGCAACAAUAGUGACAACAUUGACAACAGUGACAACCGUCACAACGGUGACAACGGUGACAACAGUGACAAUGGUGACGACAGUGACAAUGGUGACGACGGUGACGACUCUGACAAUGAUGACAAUGAUGACAACUGUAGCAACGGUGACAACAGUGACAAUGGUGACGACAGUGACAAUGGUGACGACGGUGACGACUGUGACAAUGAUGACAAUGAUGACAACUGUAACAACAUUGACAACGGUGACAACAGUAACAACGGUGACAAAAGUGACCACUGUGACAACUGUGACAACAGUUACAGCGGUGACAACAGCAACAGUAGUGACAACAGUGACAACGGUGACAACGGUGACAACAGUGACAACAGUGACAACAGCGACAACAGUGACAAUGGUGACGACUGUGACAACAAUGACAACGAUGACAACUGUGACAACACUGACAAUGGUGACAACUGUGACAACAGCGACAACGAUGACAACGAUGACAACUUUGAUCACACUGACAACAGUGACAACUGUGACAAUAGUGACAAAUGUGACAACGGUGACAACGGUGAGGACUGUGACAACUUUGACAACAGUGAUGACUGUCAGAACAGUGACAACAGUGACAACGGUGACAACAGUGACAACGGUGACGACUCUGACAACAGUGACAAUGGUGACAACAGUGACGUCGUUGACGACUGUGACAAUGAUGACAAUGAUGACAACUGUAACAACAUUGACAACUGUGACAACAGUGACAACGGUGACAACAGUGAGAACGGUGACAACAGUAACAACGGUGAGAAAAGUGACCACUGUGACAAUGGUGACAACCGUGACAACAGUGACAUGUGUGAAAACAGUGACAACGGUUACAUUGGUGACAACAGUGAGAACGGUGACGACUGUGACGACUGUGACAAAGAUGACAACUGUGACAUUACUGACAACAGUGACAACUUUGACAACAACGACAAUGGUGACAAGAGUUACAAAUGUGACAACGGUGACAACGGUGACAACUGUGACAACUGUGACAACAGUGACAACGGUGACAACAGUGACACCGGUGACAACUGUGAGAACAGUUACAACGGUGACAACAGCAACAGCAGUGACAACAGUGACAACGGUGACAACAGUGACAACAGUGAGAACGGUGACAACGGUGACAACAGUGACAAUGGUGACGACUGUGACAACAAUGACAACGAUGACAACUGUGACAACACUGACAAUGCUGACAACUGUGACAACGAUGACAACGAUUAAACCUUUGACCACACUGACAACGGUGACAACUGUGACAACAGCGACAACUGUGACAACAGUGACAAAUGUGACAACGGUGACAACGGUGACAACGGUGACAACGGUGACGACUGUGACAACUCUGACAACAGUGAUGACUGUGAGAACAGUGACAACGGUGAGAACAGUGACAACGAUGACAGCAGUGACAACGGUGACAACGGUGACGACUGCGACAACUGUGACAACAGUGACAACGGUGACGACUCUGACAACAGUGACAACGGUGACAACAGUGACAACGGUGACAACAGCAACAAUAGUGACAACAUUGACAAUGGUGACAACAGUGACAACGGUGACAAUGGUGACAACGGUGACAACAGUAACAAUGGUGAAAACAGUGACAACGGUGGCAACAGUGACAACGGUGAAUACGGGGACAACAGUGACAAUGGUAAUGACUGUGACAACGAUGACAACGAUGACAAGUUUGACGACAUUGACAACAGUGACAACAGCGACAAUGGUGACAACAGGGACAAAUGUGACGACAGUGACAACAGUGACAACGAUGACGACUGUGACAACAGUGACAACGGUGACGACUAUGACAACAGUGACAACAGUGGCAACAGUGACAACGGUGACAACCGUGACAACGGUGACAUCAGCAAUAAUAGUGACAACAUUGACAACAGUGACAACCGUCACAACGGUGACAACGGUGACAACAGUGACAAUGGUGACGACAGUGACAAUGGUGACGACGGUGACGACUGUGACAAUGAUGACAAUGAUGACAACUGUAACAACGGUGACAACAGUGACAAUGGUGACGACAGUGACAAUGGUGACGACGGUGACGACUGUGACAAUGAUGACAAUGAUGACAACUGUAACAACAUUGACAACGGUGACAACAGUAACAACGGUGACAAAAGUGACCACUGUGACAAUUGUGACAACAGUGACAACAGUGACAACGGUGACAACGGUGACAACAGUGACAACGGUGACAACAGUGACAACGGUGACAACAGUGACAACAGUGACAUCGGUGACAACAAUGACAACGGUGACGACUGUGAUGACUGUAACAACGAAGACAACUGUGACAACACUGACAACGGUGACAACUGUGACAACAGCGACAACGGUGACAACAGUGACAAAUGUGACAACGGUGACAAGAGUGACAACGGUGACAACGGUGACGACUGUGACAACUGUGACAACAGUGACAACGGUGACAACAGUGACAACGGUGACAACAGUGACAACGGUGACAACGGUGACAACUGUUACAACGGUGACAACAGCAACAACAGUGACAACAGUGACAACGGUGACAAUGCCGACAACAGUGACAACGGUGACAACAGUGACAAUGGUGACGACUGUGACAACGAUGACAACUGUGAGAAAACUGACAAUGGUGACAACUGUGACAACAGCGAUAACGAUGACAACGAUGACAACUUUGACAACGGGGACAACUGUGACAACAGCGACAACGGUGACAACGGUGACGACUGUGACAUCUGUGACAACAGUGACAACGGUGACGAUUGUGACAACAGUGAUAACAGUGACAACGGUGACAACAGUGACAGCGGUGACAACAGUGACAACGGUGACAAUGGUGACAACAGUGACAAUGGUGACAACAGUGACAACGGUGACGACGGUGACGACUGUGACAAUGAUGACAAUGAUGACAACUGUAACAACAUUGACAACGGUGACAACUGUGACAACAGUGACAACGGUGACAACCGUGACAACGGUGACAACAGCAACAAUAGUGACAACAUUGACAUUGGUGACAACAGUGACAACGGUGACAACGGUGACAACAGUGACAAUGGUGACAACAGUGACAACGGUGACGACGGUGACGACUGUGACAAUGAUGACAAUGAUGACAACUGUAACAACAUUGACAACGGUGACAACUGUGACAACAGUGACAACGGUGACAACUGUGACAACGGUGAUAACAGUGACAACAUUGACAACAGUGACAUCGGUGACAACAGUGACAACCGUGACGACUGUGACGACUGUAACAACGAUGACAACUGUGACAACACUGACAACGGUGACAACUGUGACAACAGCGACAACGGUGACAACAGUGACAAAUGUGACAACGGUGACAAGAGUGACAACGGUGACAACGGUGACGACUGUGACAACGGUGACAACAGUGACAACAGUGACAACAGUGACAACGGUGACAACGGUGACAACAGUGACAACGGUGACAACUGUGACAACUGUUAUAACGGUGACAACAGCAACAACAGUGACAACAGUGACAACGGUGACAACGCCGACAACAGUGACAACGGUGACAACAGUGACAAUGGUGACGACUGUGACAACGAUGACAACUGUGAGAACACUGACAAUGGUGACAACUGUGACAACAGCGAUAACGAUGACAACUAUGACAAUUUUGACAACGGUGACAACUGUGACAACAGCGACAACGGUGAAAACAGUGACAACGGUGACGACUGUGACAACUGUGACAACAGUGACAACGGUGACGACUGUGACAACAGUGAUAACAGUGACAACGGUGACAACAGUGACAGCGGUGACAACAGUGACAACGGUGACAAUGGUGACAACAGUGACAAUGGUGACAACAGUGACAACGGUGACGACGGUGACGACUGUGACAAUGAUGACAAUGAUGACAACUGUAACAACAUUGACAACGGUGACAACUGUGACAACAGUGACAAUGGUGACAACCGUGACAACGGUGACAACAGCAACAAUAGUGACAACAUUGACAUUGGUGACAACAGUGACAACGGUGACAACGGUCACAACAGUGACAAUGGUGACAACAGUGACAACGGUGACGACGGUGACGACUGUGACAAUGAUGACAAUGAUGACAACUGUAACAACAUUGACAAUGGUGACAACUGUGACAACAGUGACAACGGUGACACCAGUGACAACGGUGAUAACAGUGACAACAUUGACAACAGUGACAUCGGUGACAACAGUGACAACGGUGACGACUGUGACGACUGUAAGAACGAUGACAACUGUGACAACACUGACAACGGUGAGAAGAGUGACAACUGUGACAAUGGUGACAACUGUGACAACAGCGACAACGAUGACAACGAUGACAACUUUGACAACACUGACAACGGUAACAACAGCAACAAUAGUGACAACAUUGACAGUGGUGACAACAGUGACAACGGUGACAACGGUGACAACAGUGACAAUGGUGACAAUAGUGACGUCGGUGACGACUGUGACAAUGAUGACAACUGUAACAACAUUGACAACUGUGACAACAGUGACAACGGUGACAAAAGUGACCACUGUGACAAUGGUGACAACAGUGACAACAGUGACAUGUGUGAAAACAGUGACAACGGUGACAUUGGUGACAACAGUUACAACGGUGACGACUGUGACGACUGUGACAAAGAUGACAACUGUGACAUCACUGACAACAGUGACAACUUUGACAACAACGACAACGGUGACAAUAGUUACAAAUGUGACAACUGUUACAACGGUGACAACGGUGACAACUGUGACAACGGUGACAACUGUGACAACAGUUACAGCGGUGACAACAGCAACAGUAGUGACAACAGUGACAACGGUGAUAACGGUGACAACAGUGACAACGGUGACAACGGUGACAACGGUGACAACAGUGACAACAGCGACAACAGUGACAAUGGUGACGACUGUGACAACAAUGACAACGAUGACAACUGUGACAACACUGACAAUGGUGACAAGUGUGACAACAGCGACAACGAUGACAACGAUGACAACUUUGAUCACACUGACAACGGUGACAACUGUGACAAUAGUGACAAAUGUGACAACGGUGACAACGGUGACGACUGUGACAACUCUGACAACAGUGAUGACUGUGAGAACAGUGACAACAGUGACAACGGUGACAACAGUGACAACGGUGACGACUCUGACAACUGUGACAACAGUGACAACGGUGACAAAAGUGACCACUGCGAGAAUGGUGACAACAUUGACAACAGUGACAACAGUGACAACGGUGACAACGGUGACAAUGGUGACAACGGUGACAACGGUGACAACGGUGACAACAGUGACAAUGGUGACGACUGUGACAACGAUGACUACGAUGACAACGAUGACAACUUUGACAACACUGACAACGGUGACAACUCUGACAACAGCGCGACGGUGACAACAGGGACAAUUGUGACAACAGUGACAACAGUGACAACGGUGACGAGUGUGACAAUAGUGACUACAGUGACAACGGUGACGACUGUGACAACAGUGACAACAGUGACAACGGUGACAACAGUGACAACGGUGACAACCGUGAAAGCGGUGACAUCAGCAACAAUAGUGACAACAUUUACAACAGUGACAACCGUGACAACAGCGACAAUGGUGACGACAGUGACAACGGUGACAACAGUAACAACGGUUUCAAAAGUGACCACCGUGACAAUUGUGACAACAGUGACAACAGUGACAACGGUGACAACAGUGACAACUGUGACAACAGUGACAACGGUGACGACUGUGACAACAGUGACAAAAGUGACAACGGUGACAACAGUGACAACGGUGACAACGGUGACAACAGUGAUAAUGGUGACAACAGUGACAACAGUGACGUCGGUGACGACUGUGUCAAUGAUGACAAUGAAGACAACUGUAACAACAUUGACAACGGUGACAACUGUGACAACAGUGACAACGGUGACAACAAUGACAACGGUGACAACCGUGACAACGGUGACAACAGCAACAAUAGUGACAACAUUGACAACGGUGACAACAGUGACAACGGUGACAACGGUGACAACAGUGACAACGGUGACAACCGUGACAACGGUGACAACAGCAACAAUAGUGACAACAUUGACAACGGUGACAACAGUGACAACGGUGACAACGGUGACAACAGUGAGAAUGGUGACAACAGUGACAACGGUGACAACGGUGACGACUGUGACAAUGAUGACAACUGUGACAACAUUGACAAAGGUGACAACUGUGACAACAGUGACAACGGUGAUAACAGUGAGAACGGUGACAAAAGUGACCACUGUGACAAUGGUGACAACAGUGACAACAGUGACAACGGUGACAACAGUGACAACAGUGAUAAUAGUGACAGCGGUGACAACAGUGACAACGGUGACGACUGUGACGACUGUGACAACGAUGAUGACGAUGACAACUGUGACAACACUGACAACGGUUACAACUGUGACAACAGCGACAACGGUGACAAUAGUGACAAAUGUGACAACGGUGACAACAGUGACAACGGUGACGACUGUGACAACUGUGACAACAUUGACAACGGUGAUAACAGUGACAACGGUGACAAAGGUGACAACAGUGACAACGGUGACAACUGUGACAACAGUUACAACGGUGACAACAGCAACAACAGUGACGACAGUGACAAAAGUGACCACUGUGACAAUGUUGACAACAGUGACAACAGUGAGAACGGUGACAACAGCAACAACAGUGACAACAGGGACAACGGCGAUAAUGGCGACAACAGUGACAACGGUGACAACAGUGACAACGGUUACGACGGUGACAACGGUGACGACUGUGACAAUGGUGACAACGGUGACAAUGGUGAGAACAGUGAGAACAGGGACAACACUGACGACUGUGACAACGAUGAGAACGGUGACAACACUGAUAAUGGUGACAAAUGUGACAACAGCGACAACGGUGACAACAGCGACAACGGUGACAACUGUGACAACAGUGACAAAAGUGACAAAAGUGACCACUGUGACAACGGUGACAACAGUGACAACGGUGACAACGGUGAUAACGUUGAGGACUCUGACAACAGCGACAACGGCGACAACAGUGACAACGGUGACAACAUCGACAACUGUGACAACGGUUACAACACUGACAAAAGUGACCACGGUGACGACUGUGACAAUGGUGACAACAGUAACAACGGUGACAACAGCGACAACGGUGACAACAGUGACAACGGUGAGAACAGUGACAACAGCGAGAACGACGACAACAGUGACAACAGUGGCAAUGGUGACAACAGUGACAACAGUGACAACUUUGAGAACAGCGAUAACGGUGACAACAGUGACAGCAGUGACAACAGCGACAACCGUGACGACAGCGACAGCAGUGACAACAGCGACAAUGGUGACAACAGCGACAACAGCAGCCACGGUGACAUCAGGAACAACAGUGACAACAGCGAAAACAGCGACAACAACGACAACGGUGACAACUGUGACAACAGUGACAAUGGUGACAACAGCGACAACGGUGACAACAAUGACAACGGUGACAACUGUGACAACAGCGACAACGUUGACAACAGCGACAAUGCUGACAACGGUGAGAACGGUGACAACAGCGACAGCGGUUGCAAAAGCUACAACACUGACAACACUGACAACGGCGAUCACAGAGACAACAGUGACAACAGCGACAACAAAGACAAUUGUGACAAAAGCGACAACAGUGACAACAGAGACAACGGCGACCACAGAGACAACAGUGACAACAUGCAUGUGUCACAUGUCUUUAGCCAGGAUUCCUUUUUACUUGUAUUAACAGUAACAAUCACGUAUGGAAUGUACAAAACGAACUUUUAUUACGCUUGUUUGGACCCACCAUCACUCGUAAUCUGGUCACGCGUGUUUUGAACAUUUGUUACGUGAAACCUACGCAAAGUACAGUGCAGGAGCAAAAGUGCUUUGAGCUUUGACCGUUUUCUUCUGCACUUCGUAACCUUAUUAUUAUUAUUGUUAUUAUUAUUAUUAGUAUAGGUAAUAGCAUGAUUUGUAGUGAUAUUUGGCAUAAAUACCAGUAGUGUUAUACAAAAUUUCACGAGCCGUUAGGCGAGUGAAAUUUGAGACAAUUUUGAAAGAUCAUAAGUGGUAUUUAUGCUAAAUAUCACGUACAAAUCAUGCUGUUACAACUACUACCCACAAAAAGUUUGUAAUUUUCACAUGUAGGUAUUUCAAAUUAAGCUGAAAUACCACUGCUCUAAGCCAAUCAAAUUGCAGAAAUUUCUCAUGUAGUAGUAUCACUAUUAUUAAUAUUAUUUUAUUAUUAUUAUUAUUAUUAUUAUUGUCUACUUCUUACUUUAGGAUUACGUGUAGGCUUGUAGAUGGUGGAGAAACUUUGUUGGAGGCUUUAUGUCCUAUCACUUCUCUACCUAACCUUGCAUGAUGAUAGUUAGGCUACUUUCUCACCUGUUUGAAUACCGUUUCUGUUACUAAGUGAAGAAAUAAACAUUAGGAACUGUUGCUGCUUAAUUCUAGUGGUGUAACGGUUAAUCGAAUUCUCGAUUAAUCGCGAUUCACGAUUCUUUGCCUCCACGUUUCGACUUUGCUUCGAUUUUUGCAUACCUUUUCCAGGGUGCCCUCAGUGAGUUAUUAUAUUGUAAAAUCAGAAUCCAGAACUCUUUAAAAUGUGCGUUUUUGAUUGACGAGCAAAGACGAUAGCAGUUCGUGCGCCAUUUUGUGUGGCCUGGUAAAAAUGCUGUCCUUCAACCACCUCCUGAGAAUUUACAAAUAAGGCAAACCAUCUUUGUCAUGUUCUAAAACAUGGCGACGAACCAAGCGACUGUGAAUCCUCCUGUCCCUGUCACUAUUCUCAAGUUGAGGGUUUAGGGUUGCAUGUUGUUAACACUACACGUUAUGUUAUAAUAAUUAAGAAACACGUACAUAAUCGAAUCGAAAUAAUCGAAAUCGAAAGACAAUAAUCGAAAUCGAAUUGAAUCGCAAGGAAUAUGAAUCGUUACACCCCUUCUAAAUUCAUGGCGGAAUAAAAUAGAUCCUUUCCAGCUGGUUAUCAGUUACGUGGUACAAAAACACUCUUCUGUAGGGGAAGAAAUUAACCUACUGGGACAAGAUAGGUAAAGGAAGUUAGUUAACAUUUUAAACGAUGCAAACUCAUUGGCUGUCUUGUCCUAGUAGCUUCUUGCUCUCCAGUAAGGUGUUUUUUUUUUACCAUUUGACUGGUCAGCUGUACAGGCCCAUAAGGCCAAGAUUGACUUUGACUACAUCAUUUUUUUCGUAGGUGUCGGUAAAUCAAGCUUGGCAGCAACUCUUAGUAUGGCCCUUGCUAAAUUGGAUAAAAAGGUACCAGUAGUUUUGACUUUGAUAGCACCCACUCUUAACCCUUUAAGCCCCAAGAUCCACAUACAAAUUCUCCAGACUGAUCUCCAUACAUUUCUUUUAAGAAUAGUUGAGAGCAUUUGGUUUAAGAUCAAAGCAUUCUUCCUUUGGUAAUCAGUUUAGUAAUUCUCAUAACCUUUACUCUUGAUGAUCCGCUGAUGUUGUUAGGAGAAAAUUGAUGUUGGUCACUCUUGGGACCUAAGGGGUUAAGAGGGAAAAAUUCCUACUUUAUAAAAUUUUUCAGUUAAUGAGUUGCAAGUGGUGGACGUACGGGUUAAUGGCAAGACCCUUAAGCGACCAAUAACUAGAAUCACUCCGCUGGAGACUCCGGUCACCGAAGCGUUAUCAGAUUAAUGUGUAACAAGAAAAGUUCAAAGAACUAUGAUAUUUCAACUAAGGUUAUAUUUCAGUUAUUAUACUACUACAUGAGAAAUUUCUGCAAUUUGAUUGGCUUAGAGCAGUAGUAUCUCAGCUUAAUUUGAAAUACCUACAUGUGAAAAUUACAAACCUCUUGCGGGUAGUAGUAUAAACAAAUAAUAGCCUGAUUUGUACGUGAUAUUUGGCAUAAAUAUCCCUAGUGAUAUUUCAAAAUUGUCUCAAAUUUCACUCGCCUAACGGCUCGUGAAUUUACGUAUAACAAUUUCGAAAUAUCACUCGUGGUAUUUUAUGCCAAAUAUCACUACAAAUCAUGCUAUUACCUAUGCAAAUGUAUUCGAAUUUCAGAUCCUCUGUAAUUCGGGAGGGGAAGACAUGUAAUAGACAUUUUGCGUUGCGUUACACAUUACGUCAUGGUGUCAUGUGACUCUUUGGAGUUUUGACUCGGAACUUGGACUCGAGAAGCGUUGAGUUAGAUUAAGGAAUUUAGUUUGGAUUUAUUUGUUACUGUUUACGGAACAGACACAACAAGUACUCUUGUACUGAAAAUGCAAGGUACUGUCACCCUACUUUCCACGAAGCUAAAAGAUUGGUAUCUAUCGAUUGCAUUUCUUUGUUAGGUAGGGCUUGUAGACCUGGAUAUUUGUGGUCCAAGUGUACCCAAGUUAAUGGCUGUGGAAGGCAAGCAGGUCAUUAACUCACCUUAUGGAUGGACUCCUUUGAAGUAAGUCAUCAGAGGAGUGAUUCUAAACUAACUUAUAUGUAACUAAUUCGUCCGGCUCAUGUAAGGGAAUCCACGACAGUCUCGGAUUCUGGAUCCCAUGUUGCGGAUCCCAGAUUCCGGGUCCUUCUCAGGGAAUUUAGAUUGGGGAUUCGCCAUUUUCACAUAGACCAAUUUCUCCUGGGUAUUAUAGUCGUCCCAAGAGAAAUCGAAAACAAUGGUUAUGCAAAAUCUUGGGGGGUAAACAAGAUGUACUAUGGUCUAUGAGAAAAUGGUGAAUUCCACAAGCAAAAUGUUCCAGGAUUUCGGAAUCCUGAUUAUCAGACAUGAUGCGAACUAAUGUUCAGUCAUUGAGUUAGCGUUCGUAGAGGUUAUUCUCAUGCAAUCAGAGCAUAAAGGUUGUCUUGCUCAAAGGUGAAAGCAAAAAAGGAAAGGCUUGUUCUAUAGCUUGUUUGAAGCAAACUUGGAAACCCACAGACGGACUUUCAAUUGCUAGUUUGUUCCUUCCCUCACCCUCUCAUGGGAGCGUUUGUCAGACAUUUAUCAUACAAUUAACUGUUUUUUUUUCUGGUAGUUUAAUGUACUUUUUAAGUUAUUUAUUUGAAUGCAAUCUUUAUUCUCAGAUCUCCUCACUUUGAUGUGAAGGUCAUGUCAGUAGGCUCCUUGUUGGAGAAAACGGAUAAUGCGUAAGCUUAUUAUCAAAACUACUUUUUUAAUGACAGAAAGGAAGUAAAAUAUAUAAUGUUUCUUCAUUCUAAUCACUGUUAAUGUGCCAUUACUUCUAGUGGAGGGCUCUGAGUGUAUUCUAAAAGCAAUUCAACUAUUCGUCCAAAAUAUAUAUCCGUUUCUUAUUGGCUUAACCCCCCCCCCAGCCAAUUCAUGACCAGCUAGUAUUGACCAAAACAAUUUGGAAGAUGCACGCCGAUGGUAGCCCGCGAGCAAGCUCUCCUGGGGUCUUGGGGGUACUGUUGUGGGGCAGAGGACAAGAGCACCGGAGCUCCCCGGGAGAGUUUGCUCGCAGGCUACGCCAAUGUCAAAUCUUUCCCACAUUCCGCUCUAGUGAACAACAUACAAUGAAACGAGGUCAAAGCUUGCGUUGACAGUUUAUUUAAGAUCAGGUGUUUUUUUCUCACCAAAAGCCUCGUUCAUAAAAUGCAGGACGAAACCAGCCUCCUUUAAAUUUUCUAGCAACAUGCACUGCUAAGAUGCGCAAGCUCUUUUUCUAAAAAGCAAUAAGGAUUUUGUCCUUGUAAAUCAAUCUUUCUGUUUUAUCUUCAGGAUUAUAUGGCGUGGACCUAGAAAAACUGGUAUGUAGUGUAUGUAUUGUAAUAGUACGAGUUUUUUUUAGGAUAUUUAUAUAUUUGAGGCCUACUGCGUCUCAAAUUAUAUCAAUUAAACAGUGAACUAAUGCGUGAAAAUUCAUUUACCAAUUUCUCUAUGAAGGCUAUUUUGCCACAGUAAUGUUAUGUAAAACUUAAAUCACUACGAGAAAAAUGCCGUACUGAAAAGUAAUCGUAUCACUUUAUAGUGAAGAACAUAAAUAGAUGCAGGCAAAGUCCCAGGGUUUUAUUAGGUUUUUCGAGAAGAAUUUACAAUACAACUUUUUGUUUUUUUUUUCUUUCAGGUUUAAUUAAGCAGUUUCUCAAGGACACCUUCUGGGGAAGACUCGAUUUUCUCAUAUUUGGUGAGUAACAGAACUGCCCUUGCUGUAUAAAGUCAUUUUGCGCGGUCAAGUACAUCGCAAAGACUCAUUCCCCCAUUCUUGAGUUUGAAAUCAAAGAUGUGACAACUCAAGUAAAAGCUAUUCCCACUGUACCGUUUCUUGUUCCAAAUUCUUAUGUAUUUACUUCAGAAAACGAGAUCGUUAUAUCGAACAGUACUUUGUUAAGUUUUGUCCUGUCUUAGAGCGCGAACAUGAUGUCACGUGUCAUGCGCCGUGAGGAUGCGCACAAACCGUUAGCGUUUCGUGGGGUGCUAAUUUCAAAAAGUCAGUUUUAGCGAAGACAAGGUGAUGGACUGCGCAGAUCUAAAAAUAGACUUGACUAAUAGGCCAUUUGCAUGAUGGCGUCAUUUUGCUACUACGACCAGAAUCCUCUUCGUUUUUUCUUUCAUAUUCUAAUUUGGUAUUCCCAGUGAGGUUUCAAAAACAAAAGCCCUAAUUUACACAAGAAAGCAAAAUCCUGAAGGAUUCUGGUCGUCGUGGUAAAAUGACGUCAUCGUGCAAAUGGCCUAUUGCAGAACAGCAAUUUGAACACCGGAAAUCGAGGUCAUCGGUUUUAGCAUGCGUCCUCGUUUUACGUUGCGGUUUCUUUGCUAAAUCCGCGUAAUAUAUGCCCAAAAUUAUUGACUCGGGCAUCUGCUCUGUUACUAGACACUCCCCCAGGGACAUCAGACGAGCAUCUUACAGUAGUUAAAGCACUCAAGAAUGCCCGACCAGAUGGUGCAGUUGUUGUGACAACGCCCCAAGAAGUGGCGCUAGCUACCAUUCGUAAAGAACUCAACUUUUGUCGCAAAGUGGAUGUCAAAGUUCUAGGCAUCGUGGAGAAUAUGAGUGGUUUUGUUUGUCCUCACUGUCAGGUUGGUACGCACAAGUAAUAAACAUGUAGAAAGGUUCCUGUUGGACAAUGUAGGUCAAGAUUGAGCCUUGGGGUACUCUCUUAUAUAAGCUAUAUUGGUAUGUGCCACCCCAAAGGGUAUGGUUUCUGGGCCUUUUUGGUCUGAAAACGGGUAUACACUUUGCCCAUUUUGGUCUGGAAUCGGGUAUGGUUUUCGAGGGAAGUACGGGAGCUUAUGAACGUAGUUAUCGUUUCAAUUCCAAAUUAAUUAGAACGAAAUAGAAAUAUGCGAAUUCGAAAUGCACUUGAAAAAUGUUUUUCUUUACGCUCUAAUCUAAGCAAUUUCUGCCUAAAGGCCAGGUUUGAAAACGGGUUUGGUUUUUAGAGUUAAUGAAAAAAAUGACAUUUUUUGGUUUGAAAGAGGGUCAGGAUUUGGAGUACUGGGCGGCACACCCCCACCAAGAAUUUCCAGGAGUACCCCCUCCCCUCCCUUCGGGAGGAAUUCUCAAUGGAAGGAUUGUCUUAUCAGAGGUGAUCGCAUAUAGAGGUUUGUCUGUACUUAAAGUCAGGAUAUGCUUAGAAGAAUGUGAGGAUCUUAACCUGCAAAUAGAGGCUACCUUUUCGCGAUAUGAUCGCUUACUGGCUCUAUGUGUACAGUUCAUUACAUACUUCUUAUUCAUUAAUGCCUCUAUGAAAGACAUCGCUUUUGGUUAAUGUAUAGUUUUUGUGAUUCCUAUAAUGGCAGACACUUUGUUUGCUUUUGUCAGGAAUGCUCCAAUAUAUUUUCAACUGGUGGCGCUGGCAAACUUGCUGAUGAAUUUGGUGUCAAUUUUCUCGGCAGCAUUCCACUUGAUCAGGUAACAAACACUGAUUCAUAUAACACAGGUAGGCCAGCCUACACCACGGGGUAUAUAAGGGCCUAAGUUUACCCAAACUGCUUUGCGCCCCACACUAGUGUUCGACCGCACUGAAUCGCACUAAGCUCACUGAAGUCAAACCAGUAUUUUUAUACAGGUUAUUUCGCGCUCAAUGCACGUUCGCGUAAAUGCGAAUGUUUAAUAAGCGUGGUCACUCUCCAUUAAGCGGUCUUUCAUCAAAGAACCGAAAAUUUUUACGGCGUUCCUAAAUUGCUGGAAAACUGAGCAUUAAUCCGUUGCGGCCAGCGGGUAUUGCGUAGACCUGGAUCAGAAAAAAUGUUGAACAGUAAGGUGAAUAGCAGUAAGCUGAUCUGCAUCGCAAGAAGACUGAAUAGAUGAAUGAAUGAAUAAACAAAUUAGCAAGUAAAUCAAUCAAUCAAUCAAUCAAUCAAUGAUAAAUAAAUACGGACAGUUCUCUUGGGCCCAAAAGAAACUCCUUUGUAAUCAGUGUAGACGCAUUUCUUGGUCCUUUUUUAUGUUCGUAUGAAGGAAAUUUAUAUCCCUGCGGAAAUCCACUCACGCGUUUUGUUCUCAGUUAUUCUUUUCAUACCUUCGCUUUCCACAGAAUCUUUGUGUUUGCUGCGAACAAGGUUCAAACAUUUUUGAAUCCUUCCCGGAAUCACUUGCCGGGCAAGCUCUUCAAAGUGUAGCUUCAGAAUUAAUCAGAGUAUUGGGAGAGAAGUGACGUCAUAAUGACAGUGCAGCCGUCAACCAGAAGUCGAUCACGAUCAAAUGGCACCUUACGGGCAUGUGCAGUUCCAUGCACUUUUUAAAAGGUUACUCCAUGGUUACGAAACUCCCCCUUUUGUCGAUUUAUUUGCACAUGGAUUGAGAUAAAAAAACAGCCAGGUGCGAUAAGCGAUCUAUGCAACUUCCUAGUGGUGAUCCCGUAGCAACCACCCUGCAACGGUUGAGAAACCAUGCACUUGCUGUUUGCAGGGUAAUAGCAACGAA
Messenger RNA from Porites lobata, 38387 nucleotides. NCBI's taxonomy places the organism in Eukaryota, Metazoa, Cnidaria, Anthozoa, Scleractinia, Poritidae. The record is from the annotation of a GenBank genome assembly.